GCGGCAGCGCCCGCCGCCGGGACCCGCGCCCUCGGCGCCGAACCGCGCGGUACAGGGCAAUGUUAGACGUGACCCUCUCGCCCAGCCUCACUGCCCGCCGCGACCGCAGGGAAGCGCUGACGCCGGGCCGGCGCGGCGCUGUGCCGGGCUCCCUGAGUGACCGCGCAGAACGUGCCCCCCGGUCCUCCCCAGCCAGCCCCAACCAGCCAUGGCGGCCUAUGGGCAGACGCAGUACAGCGCCAGCAUCCAGCAGGCUCCGCCCUACGCAGCCUACCCACCUCCAGUACAAGCCUACGGGAUCCCUUCUUACAGCAUCAAGACUGAAGACAGCCUGAACCAUUCCCCCAGCCAGGGCGGCUUCCUCAGCUACGGCUCCAGCUUCAGCACCACGCCUGCCGGACAGGGCCCGUACGCCUACCAGAUGCACGGCGCAGCCGGGCUCUACCAAGGCACCAACGGGCUCAGCAACGCGACUGGAUUCGGGAGCAUGCACCAGGAUUACCCCGCCUACCCCAGCUUCGCUCAGAGCCAGCACCCCCAGUAUUACAGCGCGUCCUACAGCACACCCUAUGUCCCGGCCAGCACCAUCUGCCCGUCACCCCUCUCCACGUCCACCUAUGUCCUCCAGGACGCUCCCCACAGUGUCCCCGGCCAGGGAUCCGAGCCGCUGGCAGGUGAAUUCAGCACCCACAACGGACCUUCCACACCCCCGAAGGAGGGGGACCCCGACAGGCCUCCUCGGGCCUCUGAUGGGAAGCUCCGGGGCCGAUCCAAGAGGAGCAGUGACCCCUCCCCAGCGGGGGACAGUGAGAUCGAGCGUGUAUUUGUGUGGGACUUGGACGAGACAAUCAUUAUUUUUCACUCUUUACUCACCGGGACGUUUGCAUCCAGAUAUGGGAAGGACACCACCACCUCCGUGCGCAUCGGCCUCAUGAUGGAAGAGAUGAUCUUCAACCUGGCCGACACGCACCUGUUCUUCAAUGACCUGGAGGAUUGUGACCAGAUCCACGUGGACGAUGUCUCAUCUGAUGACAAUGGCCAGGACUUAAGCACCUACAACUUCUCCACGGACGGCUUCCACAGCUCGGCGCCGGGGCCCGGGCUGUGCCUGGGCGCGGGCGUGCAUGGCGGCGUGGACUGGAUGAGAAAGCUGGCCUUCCGCUACCGGCGCGUGAAGGAGAUGUACAACACCUACCGCAACAACGUGGGCGGCUUGAUCGGCGCUCCCAAGAGGGAGGCGUGGCUGCAGCUGCGGGCGGAGCUGGAGGCGCUGACGGACCUGUGGCUGACCCACUCUCUGAAGGCGCUGACGCUCAUCAACUCCAGGCCCAACUGUGUCAACGUCCUGGUCACCACCACGCAGCUGAUUCCCGCGCUGGCCAAGGUCCUGCUGUACGGCCUGGGCUCCGUGUUUCCCAUUGAGAAUAUCUACAGCGCUACCAAGACAGGAAAGGAGAGCUGCUUCGAGAGGAUCAUACAGAGGUUCGGCCGCAAAGCCGUCUAUGUCGUCAUUGGCGACGGGGUGGAAGAGGAGCAAGGGGCAAAGAAGCACAACAUGCCUUUCUGGCGGGUGUCCUGCCACGCUGACCUGGAGGCCCUGCGCCACGCGUUGGAACUGGAGUAUUUAUAGCUGUGUCACGGGCUCCACCUGCUCUAAGAUCCUCAUCCCUCCUGCCUCCCCGCGACAGCCCAACACCUGGACACAGGACACCAGGCAGCCUCCGCCCUUGGGGACGCCUCCACCGCCACCUCAGAAGUGCCCGUCCUGUUCAAGCCGGCGUCCGGCGUCCGGCGGAGCGGAGUGCCAGUGGAAGGCAGCCUGGGUGACCGGGGCUGGCGGGAAGCCACGUCCUGCCCCAAGACUCGGCCAAGGAGCGGAGGCUGCAGUCAUGGGGACAGAGGAGGCGGCGGAGGCGGGGGCGGGGGCGGGCUCGUUUCUCUUCUUAAUUUAUGGACGAAUCUCGUGACUGUGUUGUGCCCUCGUACCUGUCUUGGUUUUCUUAGUGGUUGGUUUGGGUUUUGAACUGGCACACAGGGGGUCACAGUUCUCCACGAGGUGCUAGGGGUGGGGGGGGUCAUCAUUCCUUGGACAUCCGUAAGGAAGACAGUCGGGGGGCUGCCGGGGACACCCCGGCUUAUUCGUGUUUUCAAGACCCCUCCUGCCAUCACACCACGCGGACAGUGUUGUGCCUUAUGCUGACAUCUUGCUUUCUUGGAAGAGGGGAACACGGAAAGGAAGUGGAACUUUGUGACGGACAAAAGGCGUAAAAUAAAACCACGUUUACAUUUUGAAGCUCACGGCAGCUCCUUGGCUCCCACUCUUGGGGUGGUUUUGUUCAGUUGCAAAAUAAAACCCAGUGUAAACUGGUGUUCAGUCAAAUGAGA
This is a messenger RNA of Perognathus longimembris pacificus (Pacific pocket mouse), 2385 nucleotides long. It is a transcript of the gene Eya2, whose product is annotated as EYA transcriptional coactivator and phosphatase 2. NCBI's taxonomy places the organism in Eukaryota, Metazoa, Chordata, Mammalia, Rodentia, Heteromyidae. Bases 209 to 1630 code for a protein of 473 amino acids. Gene Ontology annotation, cellular component: nucleus. Gene Ontology annotation, molecular function: protein tyrosine phosphatase activity. Gene Ontology annotation, biological process: cell differentiation; positive regulation of DNA repair; multicellular organism development. The record is from RefSeq and is a predicted model, not a curated record. The transcript is spliced from 15 exons.